AUGAUUCCAGUGUUUAAACUUCAUGCCUUUACUUAUACUCUCACAACUGGAAGUUGGUUUUACAUAUUUCACCGCAGACUCUUGCUUCAACCCGUCAUGAGGAUGCUGAGGCUACGGCUUUUCUGCAAAGUAGAUAAAUUUGCAUAUUGCGGUGGUCCAAAGUAUGAUAGUAUCAGUUCUGAUUUUCGUUUUGCCCAUAAUAGUUCACUGUUUGAUGACAUUGCAUCACAAUCUGUGAAGAAAAUCAUUGAAAUUAAUCCCUACAUGCUUGGCACAAUGGCUGGAGGAGCUGCUGACUGCCAGUUCUGGCACAGAAAUCUGGGUGUUAAGUGUCGAUUGCAUGAGCUGGCAAAUAAGAGAAGAAUAUCCGUAACUGGAGCUUCAAAGUUGCUGGCCAACAUUCUCUAUUCUUAUAGGGGAAUGGGUUUGUCUGUUGGAACUAUGAUAGCUGGAUGGGAUGAGAAGGGUCCUGGCCUGUACUAUGUGGACAGUGAAGGAGGAAGGCUGAAAGGAACUAGAUUCUCUGUUGGAUCUGGUUCGCCAUAUGCUUAUGGUGUUUUGGACAGUGGCUACCGUUAUGAUAUGUCUGUUGAAGAAGCUGCAGAGUUGGCAAGACGGGCUAUUUAUCAUGCAACAUUCCGUGAUGGAGCUAGUGGUGGCGUUGCCAGCGUUUAUCACGUUGGACCAAAUGGAUGGACAAAGCUAUCAGGUGAUGAUGUUGGAGAACUUCACUACAAAUACUAUCCAGUUGAAGCAGAAGUUGUAGAACAGGAGAUGGCUGAAUUACCUGUGACCUGAGAGAGAGCCAGUGAGAAGAAGUAGAAUAUUUGCUACUAUGUGCUUCUGAACUAUAACUAUCGCAUUAGACGUGUUCAAACUUGUUUUGCUUGUAGUAUUCUGUUUUAUAACCAAGUCCUGCCAUUCUUGAUGCAGUUCAAUUCUUUACUCCCCUUUUCCUUUCAAAUUUUGCCACCGAAUUUCUUCAUUUGUGGGUGCUUUGUUUUGUGUAACUCAAGUGAAUCUCUUUGUUUACUACGUGAAUUUUUUAAGAGAUUACGAAUGCACGGUUUUCUGAUUUCAA
Molecule: messenger RNA, 1081 nt
Organism: Olea europaea var. sylvestris
Lineage: Eukaryota; Viridiplantae; Streptophyta; Magnoliopsida; Lamiales; Oleaceae
Product: proteasome subunit beta type-5-A-like
Exons: 7
Coding region: 1-798 (265 amino acids)
Cellular component (GO): proteasome core complex
Molecular function (GO): threonine-type endopeptidase activity
Source: RefSeq, a predicted model, not a curated record